Molecule: messenger RNA, 999 nt
Organism: Lathyrus sativus (Indian pea)
Lineage: Eukaryota; Viridiplantae; Streptophyta; Magnoliopsida; Fabales; Fabaceae
Source: the annotation of a GenBank genome assembly
AUGGUGUGGCUUCAACCAGUGGCCCCUCCUUCCUCUCGUUCUUCCUGUUUCGUUAGAGGCUCUCUUCACUUUUGUCGCGCUCUCUCCGUAGGCUCUGCCCCAAAACACACUUCUCCUCCUUUCAUCUGCAAUGCUUCAUGGCAAGAGCUUGCUGGAGUUUUACUAUUCUCAGCUAUUCCUUUCACUGCCGUCAAAGCUAUAGCUAACAGUCCCCUUGGGGACUCGCUUCAGACCAAAAUGGAACAGACAAAGAAAUUUGCUCUUCAAAACUCCUCCAAAUUCAAGGCUCAGGCUCUAAAAGCAAGAAAAAUGAGCUUUUGGUAUGGAGAAGAUCGGCCUCGUUGGCUUGGUCCUAUUUCAUAUGGAUAUCCAUCCCAUCUUAUUGGGGAACUGCCUGGGGAUUAUGGCUUUGACAUUGCCGGCCUCGCCAAGGAUCCGGUGGCGCUGCAGAAAUAUUUCAACUUUGAGAUAUUGCAUGCUCGCUGGGCUAUGCUUGCAUCUCUUGGUGCUCUGAUUCCUGAGUUAUUACAUCUCUUGGGAGCCUUUCACUUUGUAGAACCUGUUUGGUGGCGCGUUGGUUAUUCAAAGCUCCAGGGAGAUACUCUAGAUUACCUUGGCAUCCCAGGUCUUCACUUAGCUGGAAGCCAGGGAGUGGUUGUGAUUGCUAUUUGUCAAGUUCUCCUUAUGGUUGGACCAGAAUACGCUAGAUAUUGUGGGAUUGAGGCAUUGGAGCCUUUAGGAAUAUAUUUGCCUGGUGAUAUAAACUACCCUGGAGGAGCAUUGUUUGAUCCCUUAAGUCUGUCCAAAGACCCUGAAGCUUUUGAAGAUCUGAAGGUGAAAGAAAUAAAAAAUGGACGCUUGGCAAUGAUGGCUUGGUUAGGCUUCUUCAUGCAAGCGGCAGUGACGGGUAAAGGUCCUGUACAAAACAUUAUGGAUCACAUCUCUGAUCCUUUUCACAACAACUUGUUGGGGUCACUCAAUUCAAUGAAAUUACUUUAG